Epithele typhae is the source of this 162-nucleotide messenger RNA. RefSeq lists its product as uncharacterized. The annotation marks the transcript as partial. The record is from RefSeq and is a predicted model, not a curated record. The transcript has a single exon. NCBI's taxonomy places the organism in Eukaryota, Fungi, Basidiomycota, Agaricomycetes, Polyporales, Epitheliaceae.
UUCGCCCUCCCCUUCGCAUUCCCCAAUGAUAUCACCGCCGUCGGCCAGACGAUCUCCAUCAGGACGGACGGCGCAGACUUCGCGACGCUCGCGAUCUCCAAGGGCCCAAGCACGACAGACGUGGACGCGCGCGCGAUCCACCUCGCGUUCGCCGGCGUGCCC